Molecule: messenger RNA, 8847 nt
Organism: Apis mellifera (honey bee)
Lineage: Eukaryota; Metazoa; Arthropoda; Insecta; Hymenoptera; Apidae
Gene: Rdl
Product: gamma-aminobutyric acid receptor subunit beta
Exons: 11
Coding region: 263-1852 (529 amino acids)
Biological process (GO): nervous system process; chloride transmembrane transport; chemical synaptic transmission
Cellular component (GO): synapse; neuron projection; membrane
Molecular function (GO): neurotransmitter receptor activity; chloride channel activity; GABA-A receptor activity
Source: RefSeq, a predicted model, not a curated record
AGGAGGAGGAGGAGGAGGAGGAGGAGGAGGAAGAGGUGGAGGAGGAAGAAGGGGGGAGGGUGAGACGCGGACGGCACGCAGAGAGGCGCCGGGUCAACGCGCCAGGUAACAACGCCUCAGGACAUCCGCUCGCGUCCUCGCCGCCGACGUCCUUCUCGUCGUCCUCGCCGUGGUCGUCGUCGUCGCCGUGGACGGCGCCGCGACGACGUUCUCUCUUCUCCUCGAACGUGGACACCGAGCCUCGUCCCAUAAGGAUAUUACCAUGUCCUUCCACGCCGCCUCCUGGAGCUUCGCCCUCCUCGCGGCCACGGUCGCGUUGCUGCCCGCCACGCAUCGUGCCCCGUUCGCGCAAGCCGCAACCGGCGGAGGCAGUAUGCUGAAUGACGUCAACAUCUCCGCGAUAUUGGACUCGUUCUCCGUCAGUUACGAUAAAAGAGUAAGGCCGAACUACGGAGGUCCACCAGUGGAGGUCGGAGUCACCAUGUAUGUCCUCAGCAUCAGCUCCGUGUCCGAAGUGUUGAUGGACUUCACGCUGGAUUUUUACUUCCGGCAAUUCUGGACGGAUCCACGGCUCGCAUUCAAGAAACGUACGGGGGUCGAGACGCUGAGCGUCGGCUCCGAGUUCAUCAAGAACAUCUGGGUACCCGACACGUUCUUCGUCAACGAGAAGCAGUCGUACUUUCAUAUUGCUACCACCAGCAACGAGUUCAUUCGUAUUCAUCACUCGGGAAGCAUCACGCGUAGUAUACGUUUAACGAUCACGGCAUCGUGUCCGAUGAAUCUGCAAUAUUUUCCAAUGGACCGACAGCUCUGCCAUAUCGAGAUCGAGAGCUUUGGAUACACAAUGCGCGAUAUUCGGUACAAAUGGAACGCCGGCCUACAGUCGGUCGGCAUCUCGAACGAGGUGGAACUACCGCAGUUUCGCGUGCUCGGUCACAGGCAACGACAUUCAACCAUACACCUAUCUACAGUCGGAUACACGAUGAGGGACAUCCGGUACAAGUGGAACGAGGGACCGAACAGCGUCGGUGUCAGCAACGAGGUCUCCCUGCCUCAGUUCAAGGUCCUUGGUCACCGCCAACGAGCCAUGGAGAUUAGUCUAACUACCGGAAAUUAUUCGCGGCUGGCCUGCGAGAUCCAGUUCGUACGGUCGAUGGGCUACUACCUGAUUCAAAUCUACAUACCAUCGGGCUUGAUCGUCAUUAUAUCGUGGGUGAGCUUUUGGCUGAACCGUAACGCGACCCCCGCUCGGGUCGCCCUCGGAGUGACCACCGUGCUCACCAUGACCACCCUAAUGUCGUCGACGAACGCGGCGUUACCGAAAAUCUCCUACGUCAAGUCGAUCGACGUUUACCUGGGCACAUGUUUCGUCAUGGUGUUCGCCUCGUUGCUCGAAUACGCGACGGUGGGCUACAUGGCAAAGAGGAUUCAAAUGAGGAAGAACCGGUUCCAAAAAAUCGCGGAGAGUAUGAAGACGGCGAGGGAGAACCCAGGCCCGCCAGGGGUGCCCGGUGAUCACGGCGAUCACGCGCCUAAGCAAACUUGGUCCCGUGUUGUCCAGGAGGUGCGGUUCAAGGUCCACGACCCGAAGGCACACAGCAAGGGUGGAACGCUCGAGAACACUAUAAACGGGCGGGCUGACGAGGAGGCAGCGCCGGCGCCGCAGCAUCUUAUCCAUCCUGGGAAGGAUAUCAACAAGCUUUACGGUAUGACGCCAUCGGAUAUCGAUAAAUACUCCCGCAUCGUGUUUCCGGUAUGCUUCGUCUGUUUCAACCUAAUGUACUGGAUCAUCUACCUGCACAUCAGCGACGUCGUGGCGGACGAUCUCGUGCUUCUCGAGGAGGCGAAAUAAGCGAAGAGGGCGCGGACGAGAGACAGUGCGGUUAAACACAGUUACGAAAAGUUGUGGAGAAAAUUGGGGGAUGGAGACGAAAGGGGGGAUCGAGGCAAGGAUCCGGCCGCGAACUGUGAUCGCUUCGUUCGCAAGAAGUCGAGCGAAGUUGGAUAAACUUGUACAACGAUGAGACCGGUAACGUAGCCGCGGUUGGAUCGACGCGAGUGGAACUCUGCGUGAAAAAUAAGGAGGAUGGAUGGAAGGGAGGGAGGGGAGUGAAAGUUAGCGGUCGAUCGAUCCGACUGGGGGGACACUGUUCCGCGACACAGUGCGAAAAUGAAAAGUGUCGGAUCGGGAGGAAAAUGGGCGAGCAGAAACCGGCCUCGAGUAAGGGGUUAGAGACGGUCGCUGGUCAGACCGGUUGGACGACUAAAACGCGCUGUGACUACUACUACUACUACUACUACUACUCCUGUGACGUUCUUCAAUCUCGUAAAUUUCGCCUGCGACGCGAUGCUCGGAUCUUAUUCUCGUCGCUGAUUUCUCGUCUCCCCCCGUGUCUUUUUUUUUUUUUGUUUUCGAAUCACCACGUGAACGUGAAUACGAAUAUAAUCAUCCACGAGAUACGCGAGAAAUCGAAAGUUGGGGAAACAUGGUGGCAGAUGGAAGAUGGAGGAACGAGAGGGAAUUACGGAGUUCGAGGACAAGAAGGGAGAAAAGUAAAGAAUUCGAAAAACUAAAAAAAGAACCGUGCAUACUUUAAACAUUGCCAGUCUAGGUACCUAGGUCUUUAAAGAGAAAAAAAAGAAAAAAAAGAAAGAAGAGAAUAUAAACUUCGAUAUAAACACUUGUCAAUUUAGCCACCAUUAUAUACAUACAUAUAUACAUACAUAUAAAUAUAAAUAUAAAUAAAUAAAUAAAUAUAUAUAUAUAUAUACAUAGUAAAAAGAAAGAAAAGAAAAAAAAGAAAUUAACUAAACAAGUAAGAAGAAGUAAAAAAAAAAAUAAGGAGCUCGAUUACGACGAAUCGAGUAACGGAGAACGGUGAAAUUCUAAGAAGAAGAAAAAAAUAAAUUAAUAAACGAGUCGAUCGAGAUAUUCAACGAUCGUCGGCUCGAAUGGCGCUCGAGUGUACAUGUGAUGCAGAGAAGAGAAGAAAGGAAUAAUCGCGUGAUAUCUGAGAGUAUCUGCGUGUGAGAAUCCGCGUGUAUGUGUGUGCGCGCGCGCGCCACUGUCCUACGUGUACAAGUGCGUGCCUUUGUGUGCUUGUAUUGUUCUUGCCCGUAUGUCUGUAUACGCGUACGUGUGCCUCCAUGCGUGUGUGUGUGUGUGUGUAUUCUACGAGCGCCAGCGCACGUGCACGAAAAGAGAAGGAAAGAGGAGGGGGAAAAAAAAACAAUUUUUAUUUCGAACGAAGACGAAGAAAGAAAGAAAGAAAAAAGAAAAAAAAAUAAUAAUAACAAAGAAAAAGAAAAAAAAAAAAGAAGAAAAAAAAACGGUUCACUACCGGAGACUGGUGCGACUUAAAUAAAUCCGUUAUUAACAAAUAAACACGUUCUAAUAAAUAAUACUAUUACGUACGCCACGUAAGGAGACGCGUAAAACAAAACGUGUGCGUGUAGAUACGUGGAUCGCGUACGUAUAUAUAUAUAUACAUAUAUAUAUAUAUACGGACGUGCAUAUUAUAUUAAAUUACAAGUAAGUAAUUACACGUACACGAUUAUCCGCGCGUCGACGAAUCCUCGAAGCGUCCACGCUUGAUGAAGAGAAAAAAAAAAAAAAAAGGACACGAUCGAUCCUCCGCCUCCGUCGCGAGCCAGGAAGAAGAGGAUCGAUCGAGGAGGGGGGAGGAGAGGGCGAAACGGCGAAAUCCAGUAGCAUCCAUAGUACGUAGGACGUGGACGUGGUCGACCUCAGCUCGACGGGCGGAAAGGGGGGUGGGGACACAACUUAUUUCGACCGCGAGUCGCAUCAUUUCGAGGUAGAGCUGUUUUCUCGAAUGUCUUUUUUAUUGCCACGAACAUUAUGUGUGUCCGUUUCAUUUUAUACCACUUUUUUACCAUUUAUAGAACUCGUCGGGCGAAGCGACUUUUAUAUUUCCGUCACUUCUUCACGACCGCGGAUAAUAACCUCCCUCGGAAUCGUGUAACUUCCGUUCGAAAACGUCGCGGCGCGCGCGUAGAGACCUCCGUACGUUGUUCGUGUACGUGGCUCAAACGUGGGGGAAGGGAGGGAGAGGAAAGGGGGAGCGCGAGUUUUUAGUAACUGUACCCGUGUAUAAACUAAAAUCGUCGAACCAUCGUAGGGAUCGCGAGUAUGUUGUACACGUAGAGAUCUGUCUCCUCUAUCGAUGGCGCAAUCGAUAAUCGGAAAACGUAAACGAUUUGUUCAUUUUUGUGCGAGUUUUUCAACCCUCGGCCCGAGGGGAGAUGCGCCCGAAGGAGGCCGAAUCGAAAUUUUCUUCUCUCGUCAUUUGAUUGAACGGAGAGGAAGGAUCGAGAAAGAUAAAUGCUCCUCGUUCCGUUUUUUAGCGGCACGCGAGCGAGGGGAACGACUGAAGGAUGGGAUGAGAAAAGCGGAAGGGAAGAGAAUUCUCGAGGAAAGAGAGAGAGAGAGACGGCGAAUCCUUUGAAUCGUUUCUCCUAUUCUAAUGGUCCUUCUAAAUUGUGCGAGUCGCUUCACAAGUUAUUAUACGUGAAUGCGAGCCCCGUUCGAAUUCCUCCGCGUGACGUCCUCGUAUCGAGGGGGGAAAAGAACGAAGCGAGAAAUUGCGAGAGGAUUGUCGCGACGGGAAUACGAGGCGCCGCGCAUAAAGCGUGGCACACACAGGGAGGGAAACAAGCCGCGAUCGCAUUCAUCAUACUCGGCGCGUGGAUUAGUUUUUUCGAAACACACGUACACCGGUCCUCCCGUUUGAGAGGCCCUUCGUCUUCUCCCUGCUAGCUGUUCCGCCGCCAGUACAGCUUUUUGCCGAGUUAAUUAACGCCAAUUGUAUGCCGUUCUACUUCCGUCUUUUGGAUACUCCAUGCUUGGCGUUUUUUUCUAUUCACCCUUCUCUCUCUCUCUCUUUCUCUCUGUACGCCCUUCCCUCUUUUUCCUUUCUGACGGCGCGCACACACGCAUAUCCCAUUCUCCCUUUCCUCCUUGAUUCAUUCCUGUUCCCCGGUCUACCGGUGUCUGUCUCUCACCCCUCGUCCCUCUUUCCCUCUACUCCUACUUUCGUCUGUUCCAGCGUGGUUGCUGGCUGCAGACUGGGUCGUGGAAGUUUGCCAUUCAGGAUAUCGACCAACUGACACGCCCAACCCACCCUCCCUCUAUCCCUCCUCCUCCUCCCUCGCACAUUCGAUCUCUCCCUCCCGACUCUACCUCUCUCUCUCUCUCUUCCCUUCCUCUCUCCCCACACCGCUCUUCUCCUCACAAUCGCCAAACAAUCCGUUUUCCAGACGCUCUUGCUCAUUGUGCAUUUAAUAAGGAGCUUCUUGCUUUGGUACUCUGCGAGGAGAAUUCUUUAUAAAAGUAGGUAAUCUUGCUCGAGGAUCUCCUUGGGAUCGCCAUCCCCCUCGAAAUACGCGGAAGAAGAAGUAUGGCCGAGGGAUUAGAAUAUUUUCGUAUUUGGCCGCCCCGUUCCACCCACCCACCUGGACCGAUGGCAACCGAUGACAAACGCAGUCCCUCGGAUCGUUUGUCGUUAUUUAUCAUCGACAAACGCGCUCGUCGUUUGUUGCGUUCCGUUUGUAGAGAAUGUAGAUAGUAAAUAGGCGACGAUUUCUUUUUCGAUCCGAUUACGUUUUCGAAUACGAAGAAGAGGGAGGGGGGAGGCAAACACACAAGUACUACUACUCGCGGGGAGGACGGAGAAAAGGGACGAAUCGAUACCAUUUCGGAGUGAUUGGAACGGGACGAAGAAUUAACCUUCUUAACCCUCGUUCGUCUCUUCGUUCUGCACUGUAUUUUAUCAAUGAUAAUUGUAAGUAUAUCGACGAUACUUCCACGUCCGCCCCACCGGAAGCAUUAUUAUUAUUAUUAUUAUUAUUAUCAUUAUUAUUAUUAUUACGCAAUUUAUAUUACAACCGAUAUACAUCUGUUAUCUCGAGUCUCUCUCUCUAUUAUAGCGAGAAAGGAAGGGAAAGGGAAUAGCGUUUUUUAUCGUUGUGAUAUACUAAAUAGUGUCUCUAAAUAUGCAUCUAUCCAUACGUAUAUAUACAUAUGCAUCGCGUAUGCAUCCGUGCAUACCCACGUUGUUUGUAUAUAACGUAUGUACGCGUGUGCCUAUUGUUUACGUUUAAUCUAUGAGCCGUGUGCACACGAGGAACUGGCACGUCCAAUGGUUGAGGAGGUGGAGGAGGAUAAGGGGCUCUUCCGAUAGAUAGCUAGCUAUAAUAGGUAGUUAGGCUAAGCGAGUUAUAAUAACGAAAAGAAGUUUCAGUUGAUGAUCGUUCUUCGUCUUUUUCUUCGUCUCUUCUUUUUUUUUCCUUCUUUCUUUUCUCUUCUUUUUUUCUUUCCCCCCUCUUUUUCCAAUUCUCCCUAUGAAUGGGAGAAUAUAAUAACAAUCAAAGUUAUUACAAUAAUCGAGAGACGAAAUUAUGUCGUGAUAACAUGGAGAGGGAUUCGAUAUCGUGAUCGAUAUUCCUAUAAAAAUUUCUAUAAAAAAUGAAUUGUAAGAUAGAAUGAAAACGAAUAUAAAAAAACGAAUACAUUUUCAAUAUUGUCGAACGAGCUACUCGACGAGAUUAUUAAAAAUUUGUUAUUGAUUCAACAAUUGGUAAGUUAAACAUAAUCGAAACGUGUUGCUCUUGGAAUCUUUUUAAGGUAUUCUUUUUGAAACGCCUCGAAAACUGAUAGAAGAUAAAUUAAGUAACAAUUCCUUGACCCUCGUUAUCGAUGAGCACACUUGUAUCACGUUGAAGCACGUGUUGAUAUAUAUAUUGCCUUGAAAAUCGCGCGCCAGUUCCUCCGAAACCGACCACGGUCAAUUAUUAUUAUUAUUACUGUUAAUUAUUUUAUUAAUAAUUAUUGCUAUUAUUAUUAUUAUUAUUAUUAUUAUUUAUACUAUUAUAUAUAUAUAUAUAUUAUAUAUAUAAACGUUUUAAAGAUGAAUAAGAUAUUUACGACGAUCUCUGGCAAGACGCGCAAAGAAACAAAAAAGAAAGAAAGAAAGAAAAAGUGCGAAAGAAAACGGAAAAAGAAUGAAAACGAGACUCGCGUUAUCGAUGAUCACCUACAUGUAUAUAUAUAUAUAUAUAGAUAUAUAUAUAUAGAUAUAAAUAAUUACCGCGUAUAUUAUUAUAUAUAUAUUACCGAGAAAUGAGACGACGUCGUUUAAUCACCAGUCGAGCACCAUCGACGCGCGCGCGGAUAUAUCUCGGCGCUCGAACGAGGCGAGGACGAGAUUGUAAAAAAGAGAAAAAAAAAAAAAGAGAAAAAAGAAAAAGGAAAAAAAAAGAGAGAGAAGGGAAAAACCGAAAAAUAUUAAAAAUAAGAAAAAAAAGAAGAAAAAGAAAAAAAAUUAAUGAAGAAAAGGGGGGGAGAGAAAGAGAAGAAACCUAUUAAUAAACCUAUACAAAAAAUCGAUACAUCUGUAAAUAUAACGAGUUUUAUACACAGAGCGAUUGUAUUCGUUAAAGUAAAAGAGAGAAAAAAAAAAAAGAGAAAAAAAAAAGAAAAGAAAAGAAAAAAGAAAGAAAAAAAAAACAGAGAGAGUACCUACUGCGAAGUAAUAUAUAUAUAUACAUAUUAUAUAUAUACAUAUAUAUAUAUAUAUACAUAUUAUAUAUAUAUAAAUAUAUAUACGCAAAUUGUAGUGCACACGAGAAUGUGACUGUUCGCACAUAUUUAGGUAAAUCACUUUUAAAAGUAUAGGGGAAAAAUAAAAAAAAAAAAUGUAGAGACUGGAGGCACGAAAGGAAAGAUCGAAAGAAGCAAGAUUACGUACGUACGUAUGUUCGUUCGUUCGUUCGUUCGUUCGGUGAUUGAAUGAAAUUAAUUUGGAAUAAAAUGUAAAAUCAGUGUGAAAGAGAGGAAGACGGUGAGAAAGAGAGAGAGAAAGAGAGAGAGAGAAUGAGAAAGAGAGAGAGAGAGAGAGAGAAUAUUUAUAAUUCAUACACGGAAGGAAAUGGUAAACGGAAUGAUUGAUACGCGGCGAACGAGAGUAUUUUCCAAAAAUCGACGAAUCGAUCGAGAAUCGUGCACAAAAAGUGAAAAGAAGAAAAAGAAAAAGGGGAGAAAAAAAAAAAGAAAAAAAAUAAAAACACGAAGACGACCAUCGUACCCACGUAUCAUCACCCACGAAACGCACGAAACGUGUUCUCGCGAUUUUUUUUUUCCCGCGUCUUUCUUUCAGAAAGAGAAAAUUCGUCGCGGAAUUGCCGAACGAUCGACCGCAAGAUCGAAAACGAAUUCUAAAAAAAUAAUAACGUAGUGAAGCAAGCAUUGAUUUCUCAUUGAUCUCGGACGAUCGUUCGAGCUGAACGUCGCUCGUUACACACAAGUUCGGGAAACGCGUAAUUGCUCAAAAACGAAGAAGCUCCUCAAUCGGCGUGCGCUUCGGAAUUCUUUUUUUCAUUUCGUAACCAAUCGUUGUUUCUCGUAUAUAUACAUACAUACAUACAUAUAUAUAUAUAUACAAUGCAAAAAAGACGUGGCAUUGAUCUUGUUUCUCAUUGUUUGACCGACAGUCGGGGGAAGAGGGGGAGGAAAAGCAUGUGGGGGAAGAAAAAAGAAAAAAAUGUUCCUAUCGAGAGCGCAAAGAUAUUUUCUAAUAGAACGACCAAGGGGGGAGAGAUUUUUAGAUCGCCUGUGAGGAGCAUCGUGGCUCGUUCAUGAUGGUCGUCUUCGUGAAAGGGAAAAAAAAAAAAAAAAAAAAAAAAACCAAAGCCACGAGCGUGCACACGACAAGACCAUGUGAGUUCAAAUCGCGAUGUAACGAAAACUGCCAACUUCAUAUUGCAAUAUACGUUUUAGUCAAUCGUGGCGAGAUGCACGUGGGGGAAAAAAAAAAAAAAAAAAAAAAAAAA